AUGUAUAAGCCUCCACCACUCCCAGCAGAAUUCGCUACAAAGGCGACGUCUCCUAGAAUCUCCGGCAGCGGCACAGGCAACAUGUUCGGUCGUGACAAGUUCACGUCUACUCAUGACCUGGUCGAGCAGAUGGAUUACUUAUUUGUCCGCAUUGUCAAAGCAAAAGAACUAGACCGAAUCGGCGGCUGCGAUCCUUAUGUCGAAGUAAAAUUAGGAAACUACAAAGGGACAACCAAACAUUUCGAAAAAAAGUCCAACCCGGAAUGGAACGAAGUUUUCGCCUUCUCCCAGGAUCAAUUACAGGCCACCUCUGUCGAGAUUGUCGUAAAAGACAAGGAUCUCGUCCUGGAUGAUUUCAUCGGCAGGCUUCAGUUCGAACUCAUCGAUACCCCGAAACGGAUCCCACCCGACAGCCCGCUGGCUCCCGUUUGGCAUAGGCUGGAAGACAAACAGGGGAACAAGAUUAGAACAGGGGAGAUCAUGCUUGCCAUAUGGAGAGGAACUCAAGCGGAUGAGGCUUUUACCGACGCUUGGCAUUCGGAUGCAGUUACAGCGACGAAAUUUGAAAACGUCGCUAGAAUUAGAGGAAAAGUUUAUCACGCUCCUAAACUAUGGUAUGUUAGGGUCAACGUUAUUGGUUGUCAAGAUUUAAUCCCAAACGAAAAGGGAAGAGUUCCUGAUGUUUGUGUUCAGGCAAUUAUAGGAAAUCAAAUCUUGAGAACUAAACCAUCCAAAGGCCUUUGUCCACUUUGGAACGAAGAUUUGCUUUUCGUGGCGGCUGAACCUUUUGAGGAGCAGUUGAUUUUGAUAGUUGAAGACAAGAUUGAAAACAACAAGAACGACGUUUUAGGGAAAUGCGCAGUUCGUCUUCAAACAUUCCCUAAGAGGCUCGACAACAAGCCCGUUCCGGCCAGGUGGCAAGAUCUCGAGAAGCAUCAUGCUGCCGUGGAAGGAGAAAAGGCGAAGAAAUUCGCUAGCAAAAUCCACUUAAGGGUCUGUUUGGAAGGCGGUUACCACGUCUUGGACGAAUCGAUUAACUACAUUAGCGACACUAGACCGACGGCUCGCCAACUUUGGAAACCGAGCAUCGGGUUAUUGGAAUUGGGGAUCAUAAGCGCCACCGGCUUACCUCCUAUGAAACAACCGCCGGCCACGGAUGCCUUUUGCGUAGCAAAAUACGGUCAAAAGUGGGUGAGGACUCGUACCAUAAUCAACAGCUCGACCCCGAGGUGGAACGAGCAAUACACUUGGGAGGUUUACGACCCGUGCACGGUCUUAACCAUAGGAGUGUUUGACAACGGUCACUUAAACGAAGGAGGAAAGGAUUCGAGAAUUGGGAAGGUGAGGAUUCGUCUGUCGACUCUCACGACCGGGCGAGUCUACACGCAUUCAUACCCUCUGAUCGUCUUGCAUUCGUCGGGCGUGAAGAAAAUGGGCGAGAUCCAAUUGGCGGUUAGGUUCUCGUGCACCUCGUUCGUGAACAUGAUCCAGAAAUACACACAACCCAUAUUUCCGAAAAUGCAUUACGUUCAUCAAUUGCCGAUGCAGCAAGUCACCAUGUUGAGAAACCAGGCGACGUUAAUAGUCUCUGCCAGGCUAAGCAGAGCUGAGCCUCCGUUGAAGAAGGAAGUGGUGGAUUACAUGCUGGACGUGGGAUCGAACAUUUGGAGCAUUAGGAAGGCGAAAGCGAACUUCUUUAGAGUUCUAGAUGCGUUAAGCGCUAUAAUUUCAGUUGCGAAAUGGUUCGAUCAGGUCUGUCAUUGGAAGAAUCCAUUAACCACAUCUUUAAUCCACGCCCUGUUUUUAAUCUUAGUGACGAUGCCCGAAACGAUCUUACCCACGAUCUGUCUCUUCAUUUCGGGGAUUAGUGUCUGGAAAUACUUCAAGUUGAAACCGAGCCACCCUCCUCACAUGGACAUCCACUUAUCGCAAGCUCAUACGGUGGGAUCAGAAGAACACGACGAAGAGUUGGACACGUUUCCUACUACGAAAGGGCCUGAUAUCGUGAGGGUGAGGUACGAUCGGAUGAGGAGCAUUGGGGGGAAGAUUCAGGGGAUAAUUGGGGACUUUGCGAACCAAUGCGAGAGGUUUCAUUCGUUGGUGAGCUGGAGGGACCCAAGGGCGUCGGCUUUGUUCUUGGUCUUUUGUUUGGUUGCUGCCGUGAUUCUCUACGCUGUUCCUUUUCAGGUGGUGGUUGUGGUGGCUGGUCUUUACGUGUUCAGGCACCCCAAGCUUCGUCGGAAGCUUCCGCCCAUAUUUGCUAAUUAUUUUAAGAGGUUGCCUUCAAAAUCAGACUGUAUGUUGUAG
This is a messenger RNA of Impatiens glandulifera, 2307 nucleotides long. RefSeq names its product FT-interacting protein 4-like. The transcript has a single exon. Lineage: Eukaryota; Viridiplantae; Streptophyta; Magnoliopsida; Ericales; Balsaminaceae. The record is from RefSeq and is a predicted model, not a curated record. Bases 1 to 2307 code for a protein of 768 amino acids.